AUGAUGAAGCCGACACGUCAGGUGACGCCCGCCCUGCUCCUGUCAGUGAGCGCCGCCGUCCUCGGCUCUCUGCAGUUUGGAUACAACACUGGAGUCAUCAACGCACCGCAGAAGAUCAUCGAGGACUUCUACAGUGAGACGUGGAGCAGUCGUUUUUCGGAGCCCAUCUCUCAGUCCGCCCUCACGGCGCUCUGGUCGCUCUCUGUCGCCAUCUUCCCCGUGGGAGGAAUGAUCGGCUCCUUCUCUGUCGGGCUCUUCGUCAACCGCUUCGGCAGGAAGAACUCGAUGUUGGGCUCAAACGUCCUGGCGUUGUUGUCGGCGGCGCUCAUGGGUUUCUCUCAGCUCGCCGGGUCGUUCGAGAUGUUGAUCGUGGGCCGGUUCGUCGUGGGCGUGUUCUGUGGACUCUGUACGGGCUUCGUGCCCAUGUACGUGGAGGAAAUCUCCCCCACGUCUCUGCGCGGGGCCCUGGGCACACUGCACCAGCUGGGCGUGGUGCUGGGCAUCCUGAUGGCACAGAUCCUGGGCAUCGAGUGGCUCCUGGGCGGCUCAUCUCUGUGGCCCCUGCUCCUGUCCUUCACCGUGCUGCCCGCUCUGCUGCAGUGCGCCCUGCUGCCCUUCUGCCCCGAGAGCCCCCGAUACCUGUUCAUCAACUGCGGGCAGGAGAGCGAGGCCCACGAAGUCCUGGUGAAGCUGCGCGGCACAGAGGAGGUGAGCGAGGACCUGCAGGAGAUGCGUGAGGAGAGUCAGAGGAUGCAGAGGGAGAGGAGCGUGUCCAUCCCAGAGCUGCUGCGCUCGGUCCAGUACAGACAGCCCCUGAUCGUGGCCGUCCUGCUCCAGCUCUCGCAGCAACUGUCCGGCAUCAACGCGGUCUUCUACUACUCCACUGGGAUCUUCGAGAGGGCGGGCGUCGCUCAGCCCGUCUACGCCACCAUCGGGGCGGGAGUCGUCAACACGGCGUUCACCGUCAUCUCCGUGAGUUUCACCGCACGAACACGACUCCAGAGAAAACAGAGCAGACGAGACACACGUCUCAUCACGUUUUAUUUUAUGAAGUGUUUUGUAUCUGUUGGUGUAGAAAUUUUAACAAAAAAACUCGCCUGGAUGUCGUACAUCAGCAUCGCGGCGAUCUUCAGUUUCGUGGCGUUCUUUGAGAUCGGUCCGGGGCCCAUCCCCUGGUUCAUCGUGGCGGAGCUCUUCAGUCAGGGGCCCCGGCCGUCCGCCAUCGCCGUCGCCGGGUUCUCCAACUGGUCGGCAAACUUCCUGGUGGGAAUGUGCUUCCAGUACGUCGAGCAACUGUGUGGUCCGUACGUCUUCAUCAUCUUCACGGUUCUGCUGCUCGGCUUCUUCGUCUUCACCUACUUCAAAGUCCCAGAGACCAAAGGACGCACGUUUGAGGAGAUCUCCGCAGGCUUCAGGAGGUCAGGAGGAGCAGACAAGUACAGCGCGGCAGAGGAGUUCAACACCCUGCACGGAGAAGACCCCGACCUGUGAGCCGCGCUUCAGACCGGACUCACCUGGAGGAGACUGGACUCACCUGGAACAGACCACACCCACCUGGA
Boleophthalmus pectinirostris (great blue-spotted mudskipper) is the source of this 1559-nucleotide messenger RNA. RefSeq names its product solute carrier family 2, facilitated glucose transporter member 1-like. Lineage: Eukaryota; Metazoa; Chordata; Actinopteri; Gobiiformes; Gobiidae. Bases 1 to 1491 code for a protein of 496 amino acids. Gene Ontology annotation, biological process: monosaccharide transmembrane transport; response to insulin. The record is from RefSeq and is a predicted model, not a curated record. Gene Ontology annotation, molecular function: hexose transmembrane transporter activity. The transcript is spliced from 9 exons. Gene Ontology annotation, cellular component: basolateral plasma membrane; apical plasma membrane.